This is a messenger RNA of Meleagris gallopavo (turkey), 434 nucleotides long. NCBI's taxonomy places the organism in Eukaryota, Metazoa, Chordata, Aves, Galliformes, Phasianidae. The record is from RefSeq and is a predicted model, not a curated record.
AAGGCAAGCUAUUAGUUAUAUACUGGUAUCUAGGACACAAAGAACAGUCUCAUCUUUUGUGACUCAUGAUUUAGUUCCUUUGAUCAGUGCCUGAUGCUAAUUCUGUGACAAUGUAUGUUUGUACGCCUCAACACACUCAGGUGCACACCACCCUCAUAGAGACUCCAGAACUAAAGGUGGAUGCCUGUCCAGGCUGCCAGUUCACCAGCUGCCUCUGUGCCAACGAAGCAAAAAUCUUUGCGUGGAAUGUGACAGCCACUAGACUGGGCAAAGUGAAUGUCACUGUGAGCAGUGUGGCAGAAGAUUCGCAUAAUCUGUGUGAUAACAGGGUUGCUGUGACACCGCUGCAAGGAAAGACAGACACAGUGAUAAAACCUUUGAUUGUGAAGCCAGGAGGCAUACUACAAGAGAAGACCCAAAAUGCCUUUCUCUGU